UGGUGUGGAGGUUCUUACCACCUCCAAGAGAGUGAGAGCCUGUGUGGUGUGUGCUUGUUGUCAUUCUAUAUCCAUGAUGCAGCUGCCAGCCUCUCUCCUCAACGCUUCGUCCUACCUGGGACCGUCCCCCGAGGGCAAGGAGCUCCUGCCCCGAGCCGGCUUCAUCACCCUCUCCAUCGUCAUGGCUAUGUUCACCGUACCGGCCAUUGUGUUGAACUCCACGGUGAUCGUGGUGUCGCUGAUGAACAAGCAGCUGAGGCAACCUCUGAACUACGCCCUGGUAAACAUGGCCGUAGCUGACCUGGGGACAGCGCUGACUGGUGGGGUUCUGUCUGUGGUCAACAACGCUCUGGGGUACUUCUCCCUGGGACGGACCGGCUGUAUCAUAGAGGGAUUCUCUGUGGCUCUGUUUGGUAUCACGUCACUGUGCACGGUAGCUCUGAUUGCCAUAGAGAGGAUGUUUGUGGUGAGCAAGCCGCUAGGACCAAUCUCGUUCCAGACCAAGCAUGCGGUUGGGGGUGUGGCCUUGUCAUGGGUUUGGUCUCUCCUCUGGAACACCCCGCCCCUAUUCGGCUGGGGAAGGUACGAGCUGGAGGGCGUGGGGACAUCGUGCGCCCCGGACUGGCACAACCGGGACCCCAAUAAUGUGUCAUAUAUCCUGUGCUACUUCCUGCUGUGUUUCGCCGUGCCCUUCCUCAUCAUCGUGGCCUCUUACUCUAAACUCAUUUACACCUUAAGACAGGUCUCUGCAAUGGGCUGUAUAGAAGGGGGUGCAGCAGCCAAGGCGGAGGCUAAGGUGGCCCGCAUGGUGGUUCUGAUGGUGGUUACUUUCCUGGUCAGCUGGCUGCCCUACGCUACCCUGGCCCUCGUGGUGGUCUCCCACCCUGAUGCCCCCAUCAGUCCUCUGCUGGGCACUGUGCCAGUCUACCUGGCCAAGAGCAGCACAGUGUACAACCCUCUCAUCUACCUCUACAUGAACAAACAGUUCCGGAGAUAUGCAGUGCCAUUCCUGCUGUGUGGGAGGGACCCAUGGCCAUCUGAGGAGGAGGGGUCAGAGAUGCAGACCACUGUGGCAACCAUCAACAACAAAGUCUCCCCCAGUUGAUCCAUAAAGGCAUUUAGAUAAAUCCACUGAUGGCACCAGCAGCACCAAUAAAGUGUCACUCAUAUUCUAUGCCUUUUUUAAUACAUUCAUUAAAUAUACCUCUUAGUUUGUAAGAAUAUGACUUAUUAAUACCUUAAUAAGGAAAUUUGUAUGACUUUCUUACCUUGUCAUAACAAAAAAAACAUUAGAGUAUGGUUUUAAUACUACAUCCAGAAUGGGAUGAGAGACUGGCUGAUCACAGAGUAUGUUACCUACAGUAUGUUACAGAAUGUAUAUUAACUGUGGAAUCUAUCGUUACUUUAUGGUAAAUAUAAAACACUAUGAACAUGCUGUUCAAUACAUAAUGCAUGGAUUAUCUAUAAACAAAGCACAAAUAAUGAACAUACAGUGUAGAAUUUCAGUGUAAGUUUAUUCAGUAAUAAUCAUUAGAAAAUAAAAUAUCAUUAUUGAUUCAAAUGAAUUCAAGGCAAAAAAA
Messenger RNA from Oncorhynchus gorbuscha (pink salmon), 1580 nucleotides. RefSeq names its product parapinopsin-like. The transcript is spliced from 5 exons. Gene Ontology annotation, biological process: visual perception; phototransduction; G protein-coupled receptor signaling pathway. Gene Ontology annotation, cellular component: membrane; photoreceptor outer segment. Gene Ontology annotation, molecular function: G protein-coupled receptor activity. Bases 74 to 1105 code for a protein of 343 amino acids. NCBI's taxonomy places the organism in Eukaryota, Metazoa, Chordata, Actinopteri, Salmoniformes, Salmonidae. The record is from RefSeq and is a predicted model, not a curated record.